AGUGGAAAAAUGCUAAAAUUAUUUCAUAAAUUAUUUUUAAUAUAUUUAUGUCAACUCAAUAUAUAUUUAAUUUCUGCAAAUACAAAUAAUACACACGGAAAUUUCAUUAUAAAAGAAAAAGUCAACAAUGGUGAUCCAAUAUCAAUAGCAAAUGCACCAUGGCAGGUUUCCAUACGUCUCAAAGCUUUGGAGGAAAAGUCCUUUGGGAAUGGUCAACUUUGCGGUGGAGCUAUUAUAUCACAGCGGGUGAUAAUAACAUCUGGACAAUGUGUGGUUAAACCAAAUGUGACACCCCGUGAUUAUUACCUUGGCAAGGAACUUCUCAUCGUGAUGGGUUCAUCUUAUUUAUACGAUAAAACUAUGCACACACAAAGUUACGAUGUAAUGAAGGUUGUCGCAACCCCGGGUUUCGAAUUGGCGCUGCUUUUCAUAAAUGGAGAUAUACCGAAAGAGAGCACAGUCAUCAUGCCUAUACAAUUUAGUAAAGUGGAACAAAAAACCGGCACAAAGUGCAACCUAACAACUUGGACUAGAUCAACGAAUAAUAUAACCACACUUUCAUCAGUGUUGGCAGUGACUAAAAUGCGUUUGGAAAAUAAUGCCUUCUGUUCCACAUAUUAUGCAAAUAGUACUGCAAAUACUUUUUGUGCUGAGAGCUUGUAUGGACCGGGUGCUACUUGUCAAGCUGACAUUGGAGCACCAUUAGUUUGUAAUGGCACAUUAGUUGGUAUAACUAAUUGGAAUGCGAUUUGUAACAAAAAUGACGGGUAUCCCACCAUUUUUACAAAUAUAUCGAAUUAUUAUGCUUGGAUUGUCCAUGCUAAUUCCACUUUGGAUUAUACUCAAUAUAGAAAUGCGGCUUUAGGAUUUCUAAAUAGUUAUAAUCUAUUGUGCAUUACUGUAGCACUAAUAUUUUUAUUUGUAAGUUGAUCG
Messenger RNA from Teleopsis dalmanni, 933 nucleotides. Its product is annotated as trypsin-like. The transcript is spliced from 4 exons. The record is from RefSeq and is a predicted model, not a curated record. Gene Ontology annotation, biological process: proteolysis. The coding region runs from base 10 to 930 and encodes 306 amino acids. Gene Ontology annotation, molecular function: serine-type endopeptidase activity. Lineage: Eukaryota; Metazoa; Arthropoda; Insecta; Diptera; Diopsidae.